Penicillium robsamsonii is the source of this 1779-nucleotide messenger RNA. Its product is annotated as MFS transporter. The record is from RefSeq and is a predicted model, not a curated record. Gene Ontology annotation, molecular function: transmembrane transporter activity. Bases 1 to 1779 code for a protein of 592 amino acids. Lineage: Eukaryota; Fungi; Ascomycota; Eurotiomycetes; Eurotiales; Aspergillaceae. Gene Ontology annotation, biological process: transmembrane transport. The transcript is spliced from 3 exons.
AUGUUUUCACGACCAGCUUGUUUACAGGGUCGUCGCACCCGCAAUGGCUCUGGCGAUGACUUCUCUACAUUCCCAAUCCGGCAGCUAUUCGUGUUAGCACUCGUCCGAAUCUGUGAACCAAUUGCUUUCAUGUCAAUUUUCCCAUACGUGUAUCACAUGGUCGAAUCAUUCCAUGUGACGGAUAACGACCGCCAGAUCGCACUGUACGCUGGCAUGAUCACCUCCUCAUUCACCUUUGCUGAGUUUUCGGCGGGCAUGUUCUGGGGCCGCAUGAGUGAUCGGAUUGGUCGUAAGCCAGUCCUCAUCAUGGGCCUCGUGGGCACGGCCAUCAGCAUGGUGGUAUUCGGAUUUGCGCCCAACCUGGCCACGGCGAUGAUUGCGCGCGCCCUGGGCGGCAUGUUGAAUGGAAAUAUCGGAGUUCUCCAGACGACGGUUGCGGAGAUUGUGACGAAGAAAGAGCACCAGCCACGAGCUUAUUCGAUUAUGCCUUUCGUGUGGUGUUUGGGAUCGAUCAUUGGACCGGCUAUGGGCGGCGCUUUGGCCCAACCCUGCGACAACUACCCGGCGCUCUUCGCGCGCAGCACGCUGUGGGAUAAAUUUCCGUUCCUGCUGCCCAACCUCGUCUGCAUCACCGUGCUGGUUUGCGGAAUUGUGGUCGGUUUCCUGUUUUUGGAGGAGACGCACCCGGAGAAGAAGCACCGUCGUGACCCCGGCCUUGAACUCGGCCACUGGUUGGUCAAUCUGUGCUGGGGCUCGCGCGUGCAGCUUCCCGAUGAUUCCGACGUCAAGGAAAAGUACUUUGAUGCACCGCCUGGAUAUGAAACUGCUGAAUCAUCGCCUUGCCUGCGUCCUGUCGAUGGCAUUUCGGCCGAUUGUGACUUGGAGGGGCAGAAGGGCCCUGCGCCCAAGGCCUUUACCCGACAAGUCAUCCUCGCUAUAGUUGCUUACGGCAUUCUUGCAUACCACAGUGUUUCCUUUGAUCAGCUGAUGCCAGUCUUACUGAGCACACCAAGAUCCGAUGACGACGUAGUGCUACCCCUCAAGUUUACCGGCGGCCUGGGAAUGGCCACGAAGACCAUCGGGUUUAUGCUCGCCGUGCAAGGCGUGUACUCGAUGAUCGCCCAACUGUGGCUGUUCCCAUUUGUCGUCAAGCACUUUGGUACUCUGCGCACCUUCCGCUUCGUUUUGUUUGUAUGGCCCCCUCUCUACCUGGCUGUACCCUACCUAGUUCUUCUUCCGGCCAAGCUCCAAGUGCUUGCCGUCUAUGUGUCCUUGAUCAGCAAGAUCACAUUCCAUGUCAUCGCUUUCCCAGCCACUGCUAUCCUCUUGGCCAAUGCCGCCCCGUCUUCUAAGGUGCUGGGAUCUAUCAACGGCGUUGCCGCCUCAACUGCGAGUCUCAGCCGAGCCUUUGGUCCGACCAUCACCGGUCUACUCCACUCCAAGGGUCUCGAUAGUGGAUACUCCGUGCUGGCCUGGUGGGCAUGCGGUCUUGUCUGCCUGAUCGGCGCCAUCCAAAGUUUCUGGAUGGAGGAAUCUCCGGAGCCUGAGCGCUUCAAGACUCGCCAGUCUGAGGUCAGCGAGUCAGAGAUGAAGCGUGAAGCGCUCUCGGACUUCGGAGCCCAGGAUCAGGACUCUGGCGAGUUGCCAGAGGAAGAGCAGCGGUUGCUUUCCUUGCGCUCUAGUGUCGACCAUGACUUUGACAUUUCGCAACUCAACUUGAAUGCUGUCGACAACUCCCCCAAGCCCCAAGGCAUUGUCGCCCACGAUACCAAUGUCUAA